Eriocheir sinensis (Chinese mitten crab) is the source of this 7214-nucleotide messenger RNA. It is a transcript of the gene Ac3, whose product is annotated as adenylate cyclase type 3-like. The coding region runs from base 69 to 2639 and encodes 856 amino acids. Gene Ontology annotation, biological process: cAMP biosynthetic process; intracellular signal transduction; adenylate cyclase-activating G protein-coupled receptor signaling pathway. Lineage: Eukaryota; Metazoa; Arthropoda; Malacostraca; Decapoda; Varunidae. The transcript is spliced from 20 exons. The record is from RefSeq and is a predicted model, not a curated record. Gene Ontology annotation, molecular function: adenylate cyclase activity.
CCUUUUCCUCUCCCCCUCAGGUCUGCGCCAGUCUGGUCCUGCUGUCGGCCGCCACGCUCCUCGGCCUCAUGUCCUACUUCUUCGCCGACAAGAAGCACCGCCGCGCCUUCCUCGAGACGCGACAGUCCCUCGAGGUCAAGAUGGUCAUUGAGGAACAGUCCCGCGAGCAGGAACGGCUGCUGCUCUCCGUCCUGCCGAAACACGUGGCGGAGACCAUGCGGCAGGACCUUGGGCGUGGCGGGGACGGUCAGUUCAAGAAGAUCUACAUGAGUCGCCACGAGAACGUUAGCAUCCUGUUUGCGGACAUCGUGGGCUUCACCGCCAUCUCGUCCACCUACACGGCCUCGGAGCUGGUCAAGAUGCUGAACGAACUGUUUGCGAGGUUCGACGGGCUGGCGGAGAAGUACCACCAGCUCCGCAUCAAAAUCCUCGGGGACUGUUACUACUGUGUGUCCGGCGCCCCGCGAGAGAGGAGCGACCACGCCGUCAACUGUGUGCACAUGGGACUGUCCAUGAUCGACGCCAUCAAGUACGUCAGGGAGACCACAGGGUGCACCGUGGACAUGCGGGUCGGCAUUCACACGGGGGCGGUGCUCGCCGGGGUGCUGGGGCAGAGGCAAUGGCAGUUCGACGUGUAUAGCAAGGAUGUGGUGCUGGCGAACAAGAUGGAGAGCAGCGGGAAGCCAGGCCGCGUCCACAUCAGCAAUAAGACUCUCCAGUACAUCGGCGGGGAGUUCGAGGUAGAGCCGGCCUACGGGGAGAAAAGGGAGGACGCCUUGCGGGCCGCGGGGCUCAAGACUUACUUCAUCUCCAAGGUCCUGCGUCCGUACAAGCCGCGUCCGUCCCUGCAGAUGAUGAGGAACGGCACCAAAAGCUCUUCAUCCCAGCCCUCCCGCGAACUGCCCUCAGAGAACACGAUGGCUUCCAGAGACUCAACGACACUGUCAACGGCGGACGAAGCCAGGAUCCUAAAGGCGCUACAGGAAGGUAACCGGCCAGACUCCUCCUUCAAAUCCAAGCUGAAGAAGGAACUGGUGAACCGCGAUGGACGAAAGGACCUGCUGAACCAGACGAGUUGCCUCACGCUCAGCUUCCGUGACAGCAAAGAGCGGGCCUACCACCGCCACCGGGAGACCUUCAGCGGCGCCGCCACCACCGCCGUGCCCCUCGUGAUCGUCCUCAUCGCCAUCGCCAGGUUCCUCGUCAUGCCCAGGGCUGGCGGCGGCGUGGUGGUGUUCCUCUUGGUGGCUGCUCUGCUCAUCGGGAUGGCUUCGGUGUCUGCUGCCCGGUCCUUCCCCGUGCGGGUGUGCGAGGCUCUGCUCACGGCCAGCGACAAGGUGCACUCGGUGGUCUGGCUGAGGGUUACCUGGUUCACCUCCCUCGUGGUGAUCGCCGCUGCAGCCAACACGGUCGACAUGUACCUAUGUGACGCCCUCUAUAUGACCGAGGCGCCGGACCCCACGAACGGCACAGAGGAGCUGCUGGUGGAGGCUGAGGCGACGACGAACGGGACGGCGCUGGGCGGGGAGGGCGUGGCCGAGGUGUGCCCCCACCCCGCCUACUACUCCUACUACACUCUGCUUAUCCUGCUGGCCGCCUCCCUACUGGCUCAGGUGAGCUACAUGAUCAAGAGCGUGGUGAUGGUGCUGGUGACCGCCGUACAGUGCUGCAUGAAUCUGUUGGUGCUGCACAAACUACUGCAGGACGGAGAGCACGGGUCUCCGUGGGAAUCUCUGAGUCUGUCUGUGGAGCUGAGUCUCAUCACACUGCUCCUCAUCACCCUCAACAGACAGACGGAGAAAACCUCGCGGCUGCUGUACCUGUGGCGGCGGGAGGUGGAGGAGCAGAGGGAGCGCGCGGCGGACAUCAGGCAGCGGAACGAGGCGCUGGUGUACAACAUCCUGCCGCAGCACGUGGCCACACACUUCAUGGGCAUCAGGAGGAAGAAACACGAGGAGCUGUACUCCCAGAGCUACGAUGAGAUUGGGGUGCUAUUUGCCUCCAUGCCGAACUUUGGGGAUUUCUACUCCGAGGAAUCCGUCAACAACCAAGGUCUGGAGUGCCUGAGGUUCCUUAACGAGGUCAUCUCAGACUUUGACCAGUUACUUGAGGCCGAUCAGUUUCACGACAUCAUCAAAAUCAAAACCAUCGGCUCCACGUACAUGGCCGCCAGUGGACUCAACCCCUCGCGCCAGGUGAAGGAGGAUGACCCGGUCAAGGUGCGGUGGGCCCACUUGGCACUGCUGGUGGACUUUGCCUUUGAGCUGGUCCGGGCACUCCAGUCCAUCAACGAGCAGUCUUUCAACCACUUUGUCCUUCGCAUGGGGAUCAACCACGGACCCAUCACUGCCGGCGUGAUUGGGGCGCGCAAGCCUCACUAUGACAUCUGGGGCAACACAGUCAAUGUCGCCUCGCGCAUGGAGUCCACCGGGAAGGCCGGAUGCAUCCAGGUGACGGAAGAGACGACCAAGAUCCUGCAGAACUUUGGGUACGUGUUUGAGCAGCGAGGCCUCAUAGCCGUCAAGGGCAAGGGGGAGCUGAUGACCUACUACCUGGUGGGGAAGGCCGCCAGCCCCCAGCAGGUGAAUGGAGAGUCGCUGGACUACUCCCGGACUGACGAGCAGCAGACCAAGACUUGAGAGCAUGAAGCCGAGUAACGAACACCAGCAGCAUAUGAGGACCUCACCAUCACCCAUCAUGUCCCCCUAUGAGCCGCCAGCUAACAUGGCGGCUUGUACUGCAGCCCCCGGCACCGUGAUGGUCUCUAGCACCCCACUAACAAGUAUCUGAAACACACACACACACACACACAUAUACACAUACACCAUAACGCACAGUGACCCAGCAGACAACCAUAGCCACACUCUAGUUCCCUGAAGCUUUUUGACUCAUGUACAUACCCCAGAGCAGGAUUCACUAAUAGAUACAUGUAUAGCCAUUCAUCCUCACCCCACACCGUUAAUAGUUAUAGUCAGACCGUUUCAAAUAGUCCGUUUGGGCAUUCAAUUCCACAGGUCCUUUCCUCCCCUCUGCCCUGCCACACAGUCUCAUAUGUUACCUAUAGGGGAUAUAUGAGAGGGAAAAAUAGGCGUUGGGAUUGUGUGGCAGAGCAGAGGGGAGGAAAGGACCCGGGGAAUAGAACGCCCAGACAGACUAUUUGAAAUGGUUUGACUAUAGCAACACACAAGCCUUCUCUGGAAUCACUUUUGCCCCACACUCCACACGGGGCCAGAGGAGGAAAUGUUACUCCGCUCUCUCUCCACAUAGAGCCAGACAGUGUUCGUGUGGAAGUGGAGCGCCUAAGAUGUAAACUCUGAGGUGGAGGCAAGUUGAGCAUCGACGUGAUUGCACAAACCCUGGACUAGCACAGGUGGAUAAGUCUAUGGCAGAGCAGUGCAAGCGUUGGGUUAGGUGCAGAGAAACUGGUGGAAAGACUUACGACAGUGUACAAGUGAUAUACCAGUGGGCAUUUUGGCAAGAUUUUGAUAAGGAAAGACAUGUUUGAAACUGGUGGAGACUAUAGCAAUGUAUGUGUGUGAUAUGAGUGAAUUUUGGCAAGGUUUUAAUAACAAAAUUGACAUGUUUGAAACUGGUUGAAAGAAAAGAAGACUUGAAUGAUAUCAGUGAACAUUUUGACAAGGUUUUAAUAAGGAAAUUGACAUGUUUGAAACUGGUGGAAAGAAAAGAAAAUAUAUGUGUGAUAUCAGGGAGUUUUGGCGAGUUUUAGACAUAUAAAGAAAUGGAUAUGUAUGAAAAUGGUUAAUAGACUGAAGCGAUGCAUGUGUGAUAUAUGUGGAGUUUGGCAAGUUUUAGACAUAUAAAGAAAUGGAUAUAUAUAAAAAUGGUUAAUAGACUGAAGCGAUGCAUGUGUGAUAUAUGUGGAGUUUGGCAAGUUUUAGACAUAUAAAGAAAUGGAUAUGUAUGAAAAUGGUUAAUAGACUGAAGCAAUGCAUGUGUGAUAUAUGUGAAGCUUGGCAAGUUUUAGACAUAUAAGGAAAUGGAUAUGCUUGAACUAUACAUCGGCUUGCCAGAAAAACUCAGUAAGAAAAACUACCUGUGAUUUCCUAUUGAAGUGUAUCUGCCGUGGCGUCUGGAGUGACUGGUGUGUCCCCCCAAGCGCUGCCUCCCACACGGUCUUGGGAGGCGCGGCGGUGACUACCCUAGCUGUUAGGACUCCCAUGUGUCUGUAAACAAUCCAUUGAUAUGUGUCGUCCCAUCCCACUGGCGCCCCUGAUGCUUGUGUUGUGUCAGUGUAAAUAAACGUGUCCAUUGUGGCUGUCUAGACCAGUUGAACUUUUAAAGCUUUGGAUGUCUUUCAUGCUGGGAGGGAGAGAGUGUUUUAGGUUUUUCUGUUAGGAGCAGAAACUUGGGUCCUUCUUCUGGAAACGAACCCUCUGCCUUACCGUUCGUGUGGAGACUUGACAGUGUUUUCUACUAGUUGACCUUUCUUAGCCUGUCCGACCAAGCAGGAUGUUGACAGGAAUCUUGGAGCUUACCCUGAGGACCAACGGAACAACCUCCCCAGCAUGGCGACGCAACAACACACACUCUUAGGCAUUACAGAGGACGUCCAUUGGCCCGGCAGACACCCCAGACAGUCAUGUAUAGUGUGAGGGAAGGUCACACCACUGCACCCUUACUACCACAUGGAGAACUUAUAUACUCCUAUUUUGCCUCUUUUUCUUCUUCAUUUAAUGUCCCUAUAUUUCCUUAUGGAUAACUUACUACAUGUAUUUCACUAAUUUCAUCUCUCUCUUAUUUCUUAAUGCUAUAAUCAUCAUCAUCAUCAUCAUCAUCAGUUGGCCUCCCCCUCCAUCAGCUCCUUCUCCCGGCCAGCCUCCACACUCAAGGCCCCGCCGGCCCCACCACUGCGCCCCAGCCGUGCGCCUGAUGGAGCUUUCCUUGGCCUCUCCGUGCAAGACAACCUUCAGUGAUCAAGACAAACCUCUGAGAAAUGUUCUGCAUACCUUGUACUGAUAUGCAGCGUGCUUUCUCCUGAUGAUCCAGAUACCAAAUAAUUGUUAGCAAGUCACCCUCGAGUGGUGGGUCUGAAGGCCUAGGCAGCACCCUGACAGGACCACGAAAGGAAUGAAGCGAAAACUGUCUGCGUUGUCUUGGCUUCAUUGGAAUCAUAAUUGCACAUAACUGAUAUUUACUAACUCCUGAUAACUAUGAAAAUCUGUAGGGCUCUGAUUCAGUACAUUCAAACAUUUGCAAAACCUUUUUAUAGUUGUCAUUUUGUGAUCAGGCGGUAGGAUUCCUGGCGUGCGCCGCGCACCCCUCCCGUCAUCACCCCUGCGCCGCGCCAUUGCUCUGCGCCUCGGGGCGCAGGGCGUGUGGUGUGUGUGUAACCCGCCUGGAGAAUGUGUCCAAGUACUCUUGUGUAUAUAUAUUUACUAAAAAAACAUAAUUCACAGGUUCUUUGGUGUUUUAGCCUGUCAUCAGACCAGCCGCUGUGUGCCAAGUUGCCAACCAAGCCACGCGGCGCGCGUCCCCUAAUUUGUCUCCCCUCGAAUCAUUCGUUUUGCGGCCAUAGACUUUUUGGCCUCUCGUUGUUCAUCAUGUUUUAUAUAAGGGAAAGAUAACAGAAAGAUAUCGAUGUACACCGUUGGCUUGGAAAAGUUUUCUUAUGAAUGUUACGCUGGCCACGGGAAACUGAUGGACGAUGACGAUAAUGAUAGCAAGAUUACAAGACUGCAUUCCAUUACUUAACUUGAAAUUACUCUUCAAGAUAAUCAUGUAAUCAAUUUCCUCCCCCCUCCCCCCCUUCCUUCGAGUGAGAGCUCAUUAUGUAUAUGUUCUUAGACACUUUCCCUCGCUGCGUUCACAGGUCGUAACAGUGUCGCACUCAGCAUCGACCUUCCCUCACAGUUCAAGCUCUGUCCCCAAGCCUCGGCGGUUGAACCUGAUCUGAGGCUCGGCUGGCUGCUGGCACCCACGAUAAGGCCUGCUCGUCCCCUCACACUCACGGCACGGUGCCCGGCGCUCCAGGACACGUCUUCCUUGCCACCUUGCCUCUCCUGCUCCUCUCAACACGGGGCACGGGAUUAGUAUAUGACAACAGGCGAAUCUCAGACACUUACUAACUUAAUUGGCCUAGCUGUUUGUACGGAGUGCUGACAACAUAUUGAACAAAAAGCACACACACACACACACACACACACACACACACACACACACACACACACACACACAGUUGUCACCUCUCACGCCAACUAUUUCCAAAGGCCGAAACGGAGAUCAAUUGGGUUUUCACUUUUUUUUUUAUUUUUUUUUAUUUUUAUUUUUUUUUACGUUCAUGGCACAGUAGAAGGGUCAAGCUACCACCGGGGCCAUAAAAGCACCCCUGGAAAUGCCCCAAACUCCUACGAAAGCCUUGUGGAAUACGUGCUUGUGGACUGAAAUGAAGAAUAUGACCCUGGAUGAACGGUCAGCGCUUCGACACACCACAUACACAGUCAUGGGUUCGCAUCCACCUCACUAUGCAGGCUGUCUUUGGGGGGGGUCGCCGUGGGUGCAUUAGCGGUAAUACAAUGAAUAAUAAUACUCAGGAGGGCGAGAUCAAUACGGAGUCUGGCUAGGGAGGCCGAGACACGACGGGGCCACUGCGGACGAGAGCCACCAAAAUCGAUAUAUACGAAUUCUCUAGGCAUAUGGUGGGCUUCGCGGGAGGUGGCGUGACAUAUCAGUGGUAAAAAAAUAUAUAUACACUAUUUUUUGAGGAUAUUUAGACUAUUUUUGUAUAUAGCGUCUCUAUUUCUACAACAGCUGACUUCAUAACUAUACCAUCUUAAGAUAGUUCAUAGAUAGGCAGGUGUUCCCGUGCGAGAAGAUAAUGGGUGGUGAGUGGCAACCUGUACCCCGCCCCGCCCCGACAGCCCCGACACCUGAGAAUGUAACCUGAGGACGGGGCGGGGCGGGGUGGGGCGGGACGGGGCGGGGCGGAGCGGAGCAACACCACCACCACCAUACAAGCAAAUAAAAUAAUAAACUGUUUACAUGACUCCCCCAGUGUAUCCCCCGUGCCGUAUAUCCACCGUAUGUAUAUUACUCUAGGUUGUAUAUGUGUACUACUGCAGUGUCCAGUCUAGCAGGAUCUCUUGUGUUACGUCGUCAGCGGUCAACCCUCGCGGCGCCGUGUUCCUUCGAGCGGGCGCCGAGGUGACCGUGGUGUGUUCAGUGUCGCGAGAGUGUAAUAAAGUCAUUUGGCUCCA